Boeremia exigua is the source of this 1298-nucleotide messenger RNA. RefSeq lists its product as uncharacterized. Gene Ontology annotation, molecular function: oxidoreductase activity. The transcript has 4 exons. The record is from RefSeq and is a predicted model, not a curated record. The coding region runs from base 134 to 1249 and encodes 371 amino acids. Lineage: Eukaryota; Fungi; Ascomycota; Dothideomycetes; Pleosporales; Didymellaceae.
ACAAGUUACAAGACCAGAUCCAAUGAUAGGGCGCCUGAACUGAGCUUCAUAGUUCAAAAGUCGCACCGUGCGGCUCGAUAACACAGGCCGAUGUAAAUGAUCCAAACCGCCUUGUAGACCAACCUCAACAGUCAUGACGGACUCUACUACCAAUCUGGCGUGGACCAUUCCCAGCUCCGCAUCCUCACCUACCCAUCUCACACAGCGCUCCCUCUCCGUGCCAACUGCAGGACCGCACCAAGUCCUCGUCCGGCUAACCGCCGUCUCGCUCAACUACCGCGACCUUCUCGUAGCAACACGUUCGCCUGAUUACCCAGGUAUUGACGGGCUUCCUGGAAACCACAAGCCUGACCUCGUCCCAUGCUCUGAUGGGGCAGGUGUGAUCCACACUGCAGGAUCUGACUCUAAGUGGGCUGGCCAUGAGGGAAAGAGUGUGCUUUUGCAUCCCAAUGAGUGGCUGUCUGGAGAUGUGCGGAAUCUGGAAGUUUCGAAAGUGUUUGGUGCUUCGGGCGCGAACGGAGUACUGCAACAAUGGGCCGUUGUGUCCGAUGAGCUCGUCGUCGAGGCACCGAAGCACUUCACCGGCACGGAAAACGCAAGUUUACCUACCGCUGGAGUCACGGCUUGGAGCGCGAUUAGAGAGGGUCUCGAUGCCUCCCUGAGUGGAGAGCUGCGAGAUUGGCACGGCGGAAAGAGACUGGAUGGGAAGACCGUCCUGACGCAAGGAACCGGAGGCGUGAGCUGUUUCGCGAUCCAAAUCGCAGCAGCGCUCGGCGCGACUGUCAUUGUGACGUCUUCCUCCGACGCCAAACUUACAUUUGCGAAAGGCCUCGGCGCGACGCACGGCAUCAACUAUGCUACCACCCCGGACUGGCACGAAGAGGUGCUACGGCUGACAGAGGGCAAGGGCGUCGACCACGUCAUCGAACUAGGAGGUGCUCAAACACUACUAAAGUCCAUCAACAGCGUGCGCGCAGGCGGUUUGGUCAGCCUGAUUGGCAUUCUGAGCGCGCCUCAAGACCUCCCAGCUGAGGUUGUCCCAAGUCUGCUGUUUGGCGGCAAGACGGUGAAGGGCUGUUGUGCGUUCAGUCGGGAUGCAACGGCCGAGUUUGCCAGGUUCGCUGAGCAGCACGGCAUCAAGCCGGUCAUUGCGAAGACGUUCGAGUUUGGCGAUGCGAUUGCGGCAUUUGAGGCGCUGCAGAACCAGAGCGAGGUCGGGAAGAUUGUGAUCAAGAUCAGCAAAGAGUGAUUUAUCUGUAGAACCGCAUGGCGUAGCUUAGCCUCAAAUCGAGGCUUCU